AUGCGCUCCAAGUUCAAGGACGAGCAUCCCUUCGAGAAGCGCAAGGCAGAAGCCGAGCGUAUCCGCCAGAAGUAUGCAGACCGUAUUCCGGUUAUCUGCGAGAAGGUCGAGAAAUCAGAUAUUGCCACUAUCGACAAGAAGAAGUAUCUCGUCCCAGCAGAUCUCACUGUCGGACAGUUUGUCUAUGUAAUCCGCAAGCGCAUCAAGCUCUCCCCUGAAAAGGCCAUCUUUAUCUUCGUUGAUGAGGUCCUGCCGCCCACGGCUGCGCUCAUGAGUAGUAUUUACGAAGAACACAAGGACGAAGAUGGCUUCCUGUAUAUCACAUACUCGGGCGAGAACACUUUUGGUGACUGUUGA
Molecule: messenger RNA, 357 nt
Organism: Aspergillus tanneri
Lineage: Eukaryota; Fungi; Ascomycota; Eurotiomycetes; Eurotiales; Aspergillaceae
Gene: ATG8
Product: autophagy-related protein 8
Exons: 3
Coding region: 1-357 (118 amino acids)
Biological process (GO): macroautophagy; cellular response to nitrogen starvation
Cellular component (GO): autophagosome; fungal-type vacuole membrane; cytosol
Molecular function (GO): phosphatidylethanolamine binding
Source: RefSeq, a predicted model, not a curated record